CAGCAAAAUUUUGAUUUUUUUCCACUCGAUGUGGCAGGGGUAUAAGCAAUUGACAUGUUGGCUACGCGGCUUAGUCCUAACAUGUAGUACCAUCUAUCUGUACUAAUAUUAAGAAUCUAGUAUUUGAAAUCCAUAUCCAGUUUAUAAAACGCAGAUUAGCACUUAUCAAUUUAUAAUUUCCGAAUUAUCACAGAAAUUCAGUAGAUAUUUCUGUUGAUAACAAAGAUAAGAGUUAACUAUUGUAAGUAUUAUGAGUAUUAGUAGGGGCGUGUGUUAGAGCAGUGAAAAUGUUAGUAUUAUUGUUAAUUAGUUUGUUGCUCGUAGGUGCCGAUGCCAGAGCCAGCAGUCGGAUAGCGGGUGGUGAAACGGUGACCAUCAAUCAGUACCCGUUUGCGACGUCUCUGUUGACUAACGUCGGUGCUGGCACUUACGCGCACUCAUGCGGUGGCAGCAUUAUCACGGUCAACGCUAUACUGUCCGCUGCGUCGUGCUUCUAUACUGAUGGACAGGCUGACCCAGCCACCUGGUGGCGCGCGCGCGUCGGCUCCACAUACAGCAACCGUGGCGGUCUCACCUACCUCAUCCGAGCCAUCACAGCCAACCCUAACUUCUCUCCCACCACCCGGGACAACGAUGUCGCCGUCUUGAGAACCACACUCAAUAUAUACUUUACUACGGGAUCAGUCGGGCCAGCGUCGCUUGCUGGAGGCGCUUAUAGUUUCUCGGACAACCAGCAAGUGUGGGCUAUAGGAUGGGGAGCGUUCUCAAGUGGUGACCCAGAGUCGAUAUCUUCAGAGCUUCGCCAAGUUCAAAUCUGGACGAUAGCUCAGCAGACCUGCGCCAAUAGGUACAAUGAGCUCGGCUUCACUGUCACCAGCAACAUGGUCUGUGCUGGAUGGCUGGAUGUGGGGGUUAGGGGACAGUGCCAGGGCGACUCAGGCAGCCCCCUACUGGUAGACGGGUACAUCGUGGGCGUGCACUCGUGGACUCAGGGCUGCGCUCAGGGCUGGUACCCGAGCAUCAACACGCGUGUAAACCUUUACAACAGCUGGGUCAUCGCUGCGGCCACUGCGUAGUGACAACCCUAACGAAAUCUAGCAAUAAAAUAGGAUUUGUAAUUGA
Leguminivora glycinivorella is the source of this 1122-nucleotide messenger RNA. RefSeq names its product trypsin, alkaline A-like. Lineage: Eukaryota; Metazoa; Arthropoda; Insecta; Lepidoptera; Tortricidae. The record is from RefSeq and is a predicted model, not a curated record. The transcript is spliced from 5 exons. Bases 288 to 1076 code for a protein of 262 amino acids. Gene Ontology annotation, biological process: proteolysis. Gene Ontology annotation, molecular function: serine-type endopeptidase activity.